Messenger RNA from Vitis riparia (riverbank grape), 2386 nucleotides. Its product is annotated as protein indeterminate-domain 7-like. Gene Ontology annotation, molecular function: DNA-binding transcription factor activity. The transcript is spliced from 3 exons. Lineage: Eukaryota; Viridiplantae; Streptophyta; Magnoliopsida; Vitales; Vitaceae. Gene Ontology annotation, cellular component: nucleus. The coding region runs from base 519 to 2102 and encodes 527 amino acids. The record is from RefSeq and is a predicted model, not a curated record.
UCUCUCUCUCUCUCUCUCUCUCUUCUUGUUUACAUUUUUUUGUAUACAAAUUCUUCUUUUUAUCUCAUUAUGGGAACUGGGUUUGGUUUGGUUUGGUUUAUUUGUACGUAUUUGUGUGGUUUUUGUUGAAUCUUCUUGGUGUUAGCAUCUAGAAAAGCAAGGGUUUGUUGUUAGAAACAUCAAGACUAUUGGUUUCUCUAAGGUUUGGUGCUGUUCAACUUAGGAGUACUCAAAUUAUACUUAUUUAUUUUUCCUCUCUUUUGCUUUUCUUUUUCCUUUUCCUUUUUUUUUCUCUGAUUUCUCAAUGAUUUGAAUGAACACACAACACAGUGGAUACUAUAAUAGGCCUUUUGAUUAGGGUUUGCGUUCAGAUCUCAGGACAUCAUGUCACAGAUCAAUAAGUUAGUUCAUGGGUCAUCAGACUCAUCACAGAAUUCUUAGUGUAUGUGCAUGUAUUGCAUCAUCCUCAGAUUAGAACCCACUCUGUAACUUGGUAUAUAUCAGAGGCGCAGAAGAAGAUGUUGAAGGGUUUGAUGGUAGAUGAGAAUAUGUCCAAUUUGACUUCUGCAUCUGGGGAAGCAAGUGCUUCUUCAGGUACCAGAAAUGAAACAAGCAACAUGUACCCACAACAGUCUUUUGUUUCAGCAAAUCAAGCACCAGCAGCAGCAAAGAAGAAGAGAAGUCUUCCAGGCAAUCCAGACCCAAAUGCAGAAGUGGUAGCUUUAUCACCCAAGACUCUCCAAGCAACCAACAGAUUUAUAUGCGAGAUCUGUAACAAAGGGUUUCAGAGAGAUCAGAACCUCCAGCUCCACAGAAGAGGCCACAAUCUGCCAUGGAAGCUGAAGCAAAGAACAAACAAAGAGGUGAGGAAGAAGGUGUAUGUGUGCCCAGAGCCUACAUGUGUACACCAUGACCCUUCAAGGGCUCUUGGAGACCUCACAGGAAUCAAGAAGCACUUUUCCAGAAAGCAUGGGGAGAAGAAGUGGAAAUGUGAAAAGUGCUCCAAGCGUUAUGCUGUUCAAUCAGAUUGGAAGGCUCACUCCAAGAUUUGUGGCACAAGAGAGUAUAGAUGUGAUUGUGGAACCCUUUUCUCCAGGAGGGACAGUUUCAUCACUCACAGGGCCUUCUGUGAUGCUUUAGCAGAAGAGAGUGCAAGGGCAAUCACAGGAAACCCACUUCUCUCCUCACAACCUGGCUCUUCAUCCUCCCAUCUUAAUCUCCAACCCCAACUCCAUAGCCAUGGUCUCCAAGCAGUACUGUCACUGAAAAGAGAACAAGAACAGCACCACAGUUUCAAUCUAAAACCAGAUAUUCCACCAUGGUUAGCUUGCCCACCAGUGGUUGAAGCAGGCCCAGGCCCCCCAUCUAUUGAUCUCUCCUCCUCAUUAUUCUCUGCAAGUCUAGACCAUCCCUUGAUAUACCAUGAAAACCCUAACCCUAAUUCCACGCUUCCAUCUUUCCAUCACACAGCUUCUCCACACAUGUCUGCAACUGCAUUGCUGCAACAAGCUGCACAGAUGGGUGUAACAAUGAGCAAGCCUUCUCCAUCACCACCCAUGCUCAGACCCCACCAAGCUCACAUGUCUGCAGCCAAUGCUGGUUUCAGUUCUACAGCAGUAGCCACAUCUACAGCUGGUUCUGAUCUGGGUUUGUCUUCACGUGAUGAGAUGGCAAGUGGGUUCAUUCAUGGCUUGGCUUCUUUUGGGAGUAAAGCUGCUGUUACCUCUGGUUUCAUGGAACAUGUAGCUACAGGAGCAGGAGCAGGAGCUGCAGCUCCUUCUCUAUUUCAUGACAUGAUGAGUUCUUUGUCUUCUGCCAGUGGGUUUGGAGGCCCAUCUUUUGAAGAGGCUUUUAAUGGGAUGUUGAAUCCAAAGAGAGAGAAUAAUCUUCAAGAAAUCACCAAAACAGCAAUGACAAAAUCCCAUUUCAGCAGAAGUGAUCAUGAAGGUGGUGGUGGCGGCAAUGAUGGCUUGACAAGAGAUUUCUUGGGUCUUAGAGCAUUCUCUCAUAGAGACUUUCUCAAUAUUCCUGGGCUUGAUCAGAUGAAUUCUGCUUCUCCCUAUGAGCAGCAGAAUCAAAAUCAAACACCUUGGCAAGGUUAGCUUUUGGGUAACCUUCCCCUCCCCUCCCCUCUCAGUAACACUUCAUUUUUCUUUCUGCACUACAUCCACUAUACCCAAUGUUCCCCUAGAGUGAGACCUUUCACAACCUAGUAUUUCUGUGGCCCCUAUUGAGUUGUAUGAACACUUAAUAGUUCUCUUCAAUGUUCCCUCCCUCUGAUUUUCCUUUUUCUUUUAUCAGUUUUGCUUGUUCUCUCAUUGUUAUUGUUUUUGUUGUUGUAAUUCAUCACCAUUCUUCCAUAUAUAAUAAAAGAAAAUUUCUACAA